AAUAAGCAGAGUAGCAGACAUCAGAUUAACAUUUUGUCUGCAUUGUUCUUGCUUAGGCCACAACAUUGCGAGGAGUAUUUCUUCUCACUCCAAUCAUCACUGCCUCUUCUCUUGGCUCUUCUGAUCCUAAUAAACAGAGAGCCCAUCAGCCAUAUUUCUCAACCAGCGCUUCUUCAACUCUCAAUACUUGUAAAAACUGCUUCUUGGCUUCAAAAUUUUUUGAUAUGGAGGUAAGUGCCCUAAUGACAAUUCUUGUCACAAGUUUCCUGUUUUGUGUUUCAUCUGUUCAUUGUGUUACAGACCCGAGUGAUUUAGCUAUACUCAAGGAGUUUAAAGAAGGUCUGGAAAACGGAGAGCUCUUGAACUGGCCUGACAAUGGAGAUGACCCAUGCGGUCCUCCGAAUUGGCCUCACAUCUUCUGUUCUGGAAGCAGAGUUUCACAGAUUCAGGUUAGAGGGCUGGGCUUGAAGGGCCCUUUGCCUCAGAAUUUCAAUCAGUUGUCUAUGUUGCAGAAUCUUGGCCUUCAGCAUAACCAGUUUAGUGGGAAGUUGCCAUCUUUUAGUGGGUUGUCUGAGUUGAGGUAUGCUUUCUUGGAUUACAACAACUUUGAGGCAAUUCCGUCAGAUUUCUUUAAGGGGCUUGUGAACUUGGAGGUGUUGGCAUUAGAUGAUAACCCUUUGAACUCCACAACUGGCUGGUCAUUGCCUUCUGACUUGCAGGGUUCAGCCCACUUGAAAAAUCUUAGUCUUGUGAGGUCUAAUUUGGCUGGUCCUCUGCCUGAGUUCUUGGGGUUUAUGUCAUCUUUGGAGGUUUUGAAGUUGUCGCUGAACCGGCUGAUCCUUGCUGAGGAUACUUUGGUUGAAUGGACAGUCUGGUGGUAUGACUGGUCCCAUUGACGUAGUUGCAAGAAUGGAGUCACUCACUAGUCUCUGGCUGCAACGGAACCGAUUUUCGGGUAAAAUCCCCGACGACAUAAGUCAUUUAGUUUCUUUGAAGGAUCUCAAUCUCAAUGGCAAUGAUCUUGUUGGUUUAAUUCCUGCUAGUUUGGCAAAUAUGGCAUUAGCUUAUUUGGAUUUGAAUAACAAUCAUUUCAUGGGUCCUAUACCAAGAUUCAAGGCUGUUAGUGCUACUUAUGGAUCAAACCUGUUUUGUCUUCCCAAUCCAAGAGCUGUGUGUGCUCCGGAUGUUAUGGCCCUGUUAGAGUUUCUUGAUGGGGUGAAUUAUCCGUCCAGGCUAGUUGGAUCAUGGUCGGGCAAUAACCCGUGUAGAGAAUCUUGGCUUGGAGUUGGGUGUGAUCAAAAUGGAAAAGUGAUCAUCAUAAACUUGCCCAACUCUAUGCUUUCUGGUACAUUAAGCCCUUCAAUUGCAGCCCUUGAUUCCCUAACUCGUGUAUAUCUGCAGUCUAACAAUCUAUCUGGUCCAAUUCCUUCAAGUUGGACUAAUUUGAAAUCUUUGGUCCUGUUGAAUUUGAGCCAAAACAACAUUUCUCCUCCUAUUCCGAGAUUUGGUAGCAAAGUAAAGCUUAUCCUAGAUGAAAACCCUCUAUUACAUUCCAAUUCCUCCAAAGAAUUUCCUUCUCAAAGUAAUAACACAUCAUCUAAGGACUUGCCAUCGUCUCCUGUCCCAUCUUCAUCAAGCACCGGUCUGAAUCCCGACUCUACCAGUCCCACAUAUGAAGCCAUUGGAGAGAAACAUUCCGACAGUUUUAAGUUGCUUGUAGUUGUGACCCCUGUUGCCAUCUUUGCCAUUCUGGUUUGUUUGGUUUUGCCACUUUCAAUUUAUUUCUGGAAAAAUAGGAAGGAUAGACCCCCUGCUCCAAGCUCCCUCGUGAUUCAUCCACGAGACUUAUCAGAUUCAGAUAACACAGUCAAGAUUGUGGUUGCGGAUAAUACAAACAGAAGCACUUCUUCCUUGACAACUUGUGGUUCUGCAAGCGUAAACAGCACUGAUUCUCACGUGAUUGAGGCUGGAAACCUGGUCAUAUCGAUUCAAGUUCUUCGGAAUGUGACCAAGAACUUUGCUGCUGAGAACGAACUUGGUCGUGGUGGUUUUGGCGUAGUUUACAGAGGAGAAUUGGACGAUGGAACCAAAAUAGCAGUGAAAAGAAUGGAAGCUGGUGUUAUUAGCAACAAGGCUUUGGAUGAAUUUCGUUCAGAAAUUGAUGUACUUUCUAAAGUUCGUCACAGGCAUUUAGUUUCUCUUUUGGGAUACUCGAUUGCAGGGAACGAAAGAAUCCUGGCUUACGAGUAUAUGCCUCAGGGGCCUCUGAGCAACCAUCUUUUCCACUGGAAGAAACUGCAGCUAGAACCUCUCUCUUGGAAGAGAAGGCUAAAUAUUGCCCUCGAUGUUGCUAGAGGAAUGGAGUACCUUCACACUCUAGCUCAUCAGAGUUUCAUUCACAGAGACCUCAAAUCUUCAAACAUCUUACUUGGUGAUGAUUUUCGAGCAAAAGUAUCAGAUUUUGGUUUAGUUAAGCUCGCUCCUGAUGGAUCACAGAAAUCCGUGGCAACCCGACUGGCUGGAACUUUUGGAUAUCUAGCACCCGAAUAUGCUGUUACAGGCAAAAUCACAACGAAAGCAGAUGUAUUCAGUUUCGGGGUGGUGCUGAUAGAGCUACUAACCGGAAUGAUGGCACUAGAUGAGGGCAGACCAGAGGAAAGCCGGUACCUGGUUGCAUGGUUCUGGCAAAUCAAAUCAAGCAAAGAGGCACUAACGGCUGCAAUAGACUCAGCUCUAGACAUGAAAGACGAAACAUUUGAGAGCAUCUCCAUUAUCUCCGAACUUGCUGGCCACUGCACGGCAAGGGAGCCCGGGCAACGACCCGACAUGGGCCAUGCAGUGAACGUGCUGGCCUCUCUCGUCGAGAAGUGGAAGCCACACCGUGAUGAUACGGAAGAGUAUUGCGGUAUUGAUUAUAGCCUUCCACUGAAGCAGAUGGUGAAGGAUUGGAAAGAAGCUGAAGGGAAAGAAGUGAGCUGUGUGGAGCUUGAGGAUAGUAAGGGUAGCAUCCCUGCUAGGCCUGCUGGAUUCGCAGAGUCCUUCAGUUCAGCUGAUGGCCGUUAGAUUUGGUCUCCUGUUCUGCUGUCUUUGUAUGUUUUGAUCGAUGUAGAUAAUGCUAUUUUUUCAACUGCUGGUAAUCAUAAUGCAAACAUACUUAGCUAUA
This is a messenger RNA of Sesamum indicum (sesame), 3163 nucleotides long. RefSeq names its product receptor protein kinase TMK1. The record is from RefSeq and is a predicted model, not a curated record. Gene Ontology annotation, molecular function: ATP binding; protein binding; protein kinase activity. Lineage: Eukaryota; Viridiplantae; Streptophyta; Magnoliopsida; Lamiales; Pedaliaceae. Gene Ontology annotation, biological process: protein phosphorylation.